Molecule: messenger RNA, 2641 nt
Organism: Zea mays
Lineage: Eukaryota; Viridiplantae; Streptophyta; Magnoliopsida; Poales; Poaceae
Exons: 4
Coding region: 1463-2422 (319 amino acids)
Source: RefSeq, a predicted model, not a curated record
AGAAAUGCUUAUCAUGCUUUUUGCUAUGAUUAUGUGUUGCUUAUCUAGUUUCUCGAUUUCUCUAGAUAUGGGUUCUUGGGAAGAGCUAGCUAGGCAAUUUUUGUUGGAGGAAGAAGAAGACGAUGAGGAGUUUUUUUUAUUCUUCUCCCUGCUAUACUUCCAUUCAUCUCUGAAGAGAAAAGGUCUAUCCAUACCUCCUCUCUCUCUGGUGCCCAGAAGGUUAAGGAGAUUCUUGAAGGGCAUGAGAGUUGGUGCAAGUCCGAGUUUCGAAUGGAGCCAGAAAUAUUUAGAGCCACAUCAGAUUUCCUUAGAAGAGAGGGUUUGUUACGUGACACACGAGGAGUUAAAGUUGAAGAGCAGCUUGGGAUGUUCAUGUAUAUGAUCUCCCACAAUGCCAGUAACCAAAUGCUUCAAAAGGCUUUCCAACACAGUGGAGAGACUAUCCAUCGAAAAAUAUCAGAAGUUUUCGAUAUAGUUCCCACUCUAACUCAGCGGUUCGUGAAGCUUCCCAAUUCUAUCCAGACACAUCCAAAAAUUAUAACAGAUUCUAGGUUCAUGCCCUUUUUUCAGGUGACCUAUCAAUAGUAAACAUGAUUUCCUUAGUUUUUCCCUUUAACAUGCCCUAAACUUCCUCUCCUUUUAUACAGAAUUGCAUUGGAGCAAUUGACGGAACCCAUGUACCUAUCACCAUUGCAGAAGAUAAGGCUCCUCCUUACCGAAAUAGGAAAGGGUCACUUUCACAAAACGUGAUGUUGGCAUGUGACUUCGAUCUGAAUUUUAUAUUUAUUUCAUGUGGGUGGGAAGGCUCAGCCUCAGAUGCAGGGAUCCUUCGAUCCGCUAUCAGUAAAGGGUUCAGUGUGCCAGAAGGAAGAUUUUAUCUUGUAGAUGGUGGGUAUGCAAAUACAUCAUCCUUUAUUGCCCCAUACCGAGGAGUUAGGUAUCACCUUAGCGAGUUUAGAAGGCGUCGUUCAUCACAAGCUAGUUAUGUGAACUAUAAAGAGCUAUUCAACCAUCGUCAUGCCAUUCUUCGCAACCACAUCGAAAGAGCCAUUGGUGUUCUGAAGAAAAGGUUUCCAAUUCUCAAAGUAGGCACAUUUCAUCCUAUCCAAAAUCAAAUCAAGAUAGCAGCAGCAGCUGUUGAUUUUCACAACAUAAUUAGAGGGCAAAAUGGUGAUGAAGGUUGGCUUGACCACCAACCAGAUCAUAUAUCUCCAAGCCAGUAUGUUGAAGUCCCAGAGGGAGACAACAACUAUCCCAAUGAUAUGGACUCAAGUGAUGGAAGCAACCUGAGAGAUCAGAUUGCUCUCCAAAUGUGGGCUGCCUACAAUAGUUAGUAUAGGAUCUCUUAUAUUUAUUAUAUAGUAAUAAAGACUUAUGUUUUAUUAUGUAGUAGUAAAGUCUUUUGUUUUAUUAUGUAGUAGUAAAGCCUUUUGUUUACUAUGUUUUGUUGAAAAAUAUAGCCAUGGCAAAGAAUGUUUCUAGGGCAGCUUGGAACACUGUGUAUGAGAAAGGUCUGGUUGAUGUGCUCCUUGAACAUAAGGACAACCCAAAGUUCAAAAGUCAAAAUGGUUGGACUGCUGAGGGAUGGAACAGUAUCACAAACAAGUUCAAUGAGAGGUAUCCUCUUGCCCAUUACUCCAAACAGCAAAUGCAAGACAAAGAUAAGGAGCUUAAAUCUCAUUACAAGGCAGUAAGAGAUUCAAGGAAAGAAAGUGGGGUGGGUUGGAAUGAUUCCCUAUGUAUGAUAGUGGCUGAGCCAGAACUUUGGGAAAAGCUCAUCCUUGCUCACCCAAAGGUAGCGAAGUACCAAAAGAAGCCAUUUCCAUUGUACUACUCUUUGGAAAGCCUGCACGAAGGUAGUGUGGCUACAGGAGAUUUGAAUUUCACAUCCACUCAGCAAAUGCCACCACCUUCUUUCAUUCAUGUUCGUCCUCUUACUGCCCCUCCUGGUGGCCCUCUUGCUGCCCCUCCUUGUGGUCCUCUUGCUACAGCUUCCGCUUCUGCUACUGCUCAUUCGAACAGGAGUACCUCUGAACAAAGCCACUCUCCCUUACACCCCCACACAAACCCAUUCUCCAUGGAAUGGCAAGAAAUAUCAAAUGAAGCUCAAUCAAGACGUGUAGAAGGUGGAAAUGGGAGAAAGCGCAAGCAAAGCCAAAUUGGAGCAGCCAUUGAAAGUUUUGUGGAUUUUAAGAGGAGUGCCACAUCCAAAACGCUCGAAGGUAUUGAAGAAGUGUCUAUGGAAAAAUGUCUAGACAAGUUGGAUAGAAUUGAUGGGUUCACUGAUGAGGAUAGAUCAUAUGCAAUGGAGGUCUUUGAAUCUGCGAUAAACAGAGAGGUGUUUAUGAAGUCAAAAAACCACAAUGCUAGAUUACUUUGGUUGAAGAGGAAAAUUAGUGUGUUAAGUGGAAGCAACACAUGAAGCGGACAUGGAGAAGGAAGCUGGCAUGACACUAAAACGCAUAAAGUUGACAUGUGACGUUCAUGUUUUAGAUGUCUUAUUCUACUGCCAAACUUCAUAAUACUCCAUUUUUAUACUAUAUUGUCUAUCUGUACGUGUGAAUGGAGAUGAUGAUAUUAUGUGAUGUGAUGAUGGAUGGAUUAGCUUCGUUGAAUAUUAGAUGAUAUUAUGUGAUGAUGA